This is a messenger RNA of Panonychus citri (citrus red mite), 1182 nucleotides long. Its product is annotated as ER membrane protein complex subunit 2-like. Gene Ontology annotation, biological process: protein folding in endoplasmic reticulum. The transcript is spliced from 3 exons. Gene Ontology annotation, cellular component: EMC complex. The coding region runs from base 168 to 1043 and encodes 291 amino acids. Lineage: Eukaryota; Metazoa; Arthropoda; Arachnida; Trombidiformes; Tetranychidae. Gene Ontology annotation, molecular function: protein binding. The record is from RefSeq and is a predicted model, not a curated record.
AAUUUCAAAUUCUGAAAUUCAGAAUUUGAAUGUUUAUUGUUCAUCAAUCGUUCAGUUGAUUGUAUCUUAAUUUAUCUUUGAUCUUUUGAUUUUUGGCACUGAAACUUCACUGGUUUAAGAUUUUAAAUACAACUUCUAGUUUGGAUUUUCAAUCUCAUCGUGCAAUCAUGUCAAUCAAACCAGCUAAUCUUUGGUGUAAAGAUAUAACUACUCGAGAGGCUCGAGAAAUAUUACAAAAAUGGAGAGAAGAGAAUGCCCGGUGUCCAGAAAAAGUGAGAGAUCUUUGGGUAAAUUGUCUUUCUAAAUGCAAAAGCCUUGGAGAUGAAAGAUGGCUGAUUGUUGAACAAGUAGCCAUGGCUGGAAUGGAUUUACAUGAUAAUUCUUUGACAAAAGAAUGUUUAACCAUUUUGGAAGAUAAGUUUCCAAAAAGCUCACGAGUUCGUCGUCUCAAGAUAAUGGCCAACAUGGAAUUGAGAGAAAGAUACGAAGAAGCAUUGAAAACAUACGAAGCCAUGAUAAGGAAAGAUGAAGCCAAUUCUGUUCUAUACAAAAGGAAAAUAGCCAUCUUAAUAGCUCAGAAAAGAACCCCAGAGAUAAUCAAGGAACUUUCUGAGUAUCUUAAGAAAUUCAUGAACGAUACCGAAGCUUGGUUAGAAUUAUGUGAUAUCUACAUCCAAGAACAGGCCUACACUAAAGCAGCCUUUUGCAUGGAAGAGCUUAUUCUGACCAAUCCACACAACCAUUUAUACCAUCAACGGUACGCUGAGAUUCAAUAUACUAUUGGAACCACUGAGAGCCUCGAGUUAGCCCGUUCUUAUUAUGCUCAAGCAGUGAAACUUAAUCCAACCAAUUUAAGAGCCUUGUACGGUCUUCAGUUAACUGCUUUUACACUUUCUAAUCAACCGAGAAUAAGUUCACAAAGGAAAAAAGAAAAUGUCAAAAUAUCCUCAUGGGCAUCAUCUCAAAUUACUAAAUUAUAUCAAGCAUCUAGCAAAGACUCUCUGUCCAUAGUUGAAUCAAUGAUGACCAAUCUACAGUUGUAAUUCAAUGUUCAUUUUAAGAUUGACAUCUGAACAUUAGAACCAAUUUCUUUCCAAGGAACCAAAUGACUUUCACCAAACAGUAUAAAGGGAAGCAAAUCAACUAAAAAUAAUUAAAUUGAACCUUUUUUAUUAGAUCCAA